AUGCCUGGACGUCAUCGCCAGCAAGUUCGAACAAGAUAUCAGCGCACGCUCGAUGAAAACGUUCGUCAUGGAGCGCUGACGGAUCAUGAGACUUGGUUGGUAUGGCCAAUGCAGAGAGCGGUAUGUUGGCUUCAGUCCUUGAUGUACGAUAGAGCAUCACGUUUGAUUUUAGGUGGUGUAAUGUGUUGGACAAGUGUACCUAUACUGCCGGUGACUGGACACCUGAAGAAGAUGAACGUCUGGUUUUGGGCGGUUCAAGUUUUUGGACGAGGCCAGUGGAUAAAAAUUGCCGAAAUCCUGCCUCGACACAGUCCCGCAAGCAUUAGCCAUCGUUAUAGUUCAUUGUUGUCAGCGAAAAUGAGGGUAAGUCAGUUAUUACCUUUGACAAAUGUGAAGGUAAGGCUAUGUAAGUCAAUGAAUUUCGUUGAUUCGUUAUGUGUUCAUUUCAUAAGGCCUUGGUUGUAG
Molecule: messenger RNA, 465 nt
Organism: Cooperia oncophora
Lineage: Eukaryota; Metazoa; Nematoda; Chromadorea; Rhabditida; Trichostrongylidae
Source: the annotation of a GenBank genome assembly